UAAAUACACCCUGACCUGAGCGCUGCAUCAUCGGCAUCCUCAGGAAAGGGGAGUGCACCCAAAAGUUGAUGAACAAUAGCCAAAGGGAAACAGUAGCGCUAGGCUAGAGACUAGAGGCACCGCCCUCCAUUCUCCAGAAGCUCCCAGCACCUAGAGCGGCCGCAGCGACAAAGGCAAUGGAUCAGCACAAGGAAAAGGAGGCGGAGAACAAGUCCCAAGAUUCGACGGCGGAGCAGCUUAAAGAGGCGGCCUCUGAAGAAUCGAUGGAUCAGCGCGCGGGGUAUAAAGCGGAGGAGGAAUCGGCGCCGGCGGGUCUGCUCAUCAAGGAGGUGGCCUCUGGAGAAGAGUCCUGGCCGGCGCUCCUCGCGCACCCUUGCUCGCUGCUGCAGCUCCUGCUCCGCGCCUGCGCCGGCUGCCUGGGCCUGCACGGCUACUGCAGCAGCGACGACCCGAAGGCGGCCGCUGCCGCUGCACCGGACGCGACGGCGGCGGAUUCGUCGCAGGAAGGGGAGGGCGGCGACAGGGCUAACUAUUUGUACAUGCAGGCGGAGGUGCUCGCCCGGGUGCGGGCGGUGAGGAGGCCGCCGCCGCCGGGGCAGCGUCCGAGGGAGGGCAGCGGCGGCAAUGGAGGAGCACAUCACUAGGACAUCUUCUUGGGCACCCAGGAGGCCAGGAACAAGGUGAUGAAACGCUGAUGCCUCGGCCUCCGCGCGCCGCAGCUUAUGUAUUUUGGUCGUCGAAUCGAAUCUAUGGCCGUCUGCUUCCAUGUACGUAGCAUCUAACUUUGUAUAAAAGUACUAGUAGGUGUGGGCGUGUGGCUAAGAAGUUCGAGUUUGCGUUGGCUUCAUCUCUGGUCUGAACUUGGAAUAAGACUCUGAAAGUGUGUAGUUAUCUGAGUGUUUAAGCCGCAAUACCUGAUAGUUGCAUUUGCUAAUCGACGUGUGUGUGAGAUAAA
Messenger RNA from Setaria italica (foxtail millet), 955 nucleotides. RefSeq lists its product as uncharacterized. The transcript is spliced from 2 exons. The record is from RefSeq and is a predicted model, not a curated record. Bases 177 to 644 code for a protein of 155 amino acids. Lineage: Eukaryota; Viridiplantae; Streptophyta; Magnoliopsida; Poales; Poaceae.